Podarcis lilfordi (Lilford's wall lizard) is the source of this 7926-nucleotide messenger RNA. The record is from the annotation of a GenBank genome assembly. Lineage: Eukaryota; Metazoa; Chordata; Lepidosauria; Squamata; Lacertidae.
GUAAACCAAACGCUCAGUGCGGCUCACGGUUGCUUGUAAUGCGCACGCGCACGCUCAGCGCCGUCCCUCCUUGCUUCCUCGAGCAUUCAGCAUCAACGGCUCGCCUUCUGGCGCAGGCGCACUUCUGCUCCUCCGCCCCUGGGAGGGAGCACAGUCCCGGCCUCUGUUGUCUUGCUCAAUGCGAGCGGGUACCCGGAUGUAGAGGCUAACUGCCAGGCGAAGCGACCAGAGAGCGAGCGAGGGCUCCGAAGUGCAUGCGCAGUCGCUGUCCCUGCGCCCCCUUGCUCCCGGGCUUAGGCGUCUUGGCCGGCCGUUGGGCCCUGAGUCCGGGCGGGGCUGAAGGGGAGGCGCCUGGGCUGAGCCCACCCCGCUCUCCCUUGGGAGGUGAGUGGCUGGGGGCGGCGGAAGGGCCGGGGGUUGCAGGCCUCCCGGGACUGAGGGGAAAAGGCCCAAACGGAGACGAGCCAGGGUUGGGAAGAGGCCCGUCCAGCACCUCUUCAUUGGCUUCGUCUGCUCAGGCCCUGAAGGCCCCGCAGAACAGCAAAAUGGAAGCAGCCCAGGCAGCAAUAAAUGGGAAGACAGGUUGCGGGUGGGCUGGCAGGAAGAUCGCCGGCAAAUCAGUGCCGAGGGGCUGAGGGAGGGGGGCUGGGGUGGGGCGGGCAGCAGGAGGAAAUAAGAGCCCGAGGGGCAAAAAGAGGAGUGCAAAACACGGGACACUCUCCUGUUGUUUCCUGCUGACGUGACUCACAGGACACGGAGCUGGUUUGGUUUAUAUAUUCAUUUACAAACCAGCACCCUCCCCUUCUAAUGCCCAUGCACCGUUUAGGGUGGCUAACAACUAGAACUACCACUAAAUAAAAUAAAUCUCCCCAACCCCCCAAAAAAUAACAAAACAAGCAUUAAAUACUUAUUCAUCUGAUAAAGUAAGUGCCUGCCUAAACAGGAAGGUUUUUGCUCUAUGGUGAAAUGCUGUAAGAGAGGGGUACGGACAAAGAAGCGUCAUCCCUUAAUUUCCACCAACUGAGCCUCAACUGUAAUGAAGCCACAAAUGAUCUAGUUUCUUACCAGAGAGUUGACAAGGAACUGGUAAGAGUGGGAUGGGAAGAUAGUGUGUGGUGGUGGUGUGGGGAGAGGUAUGUCUCAAACAGCAGUGAGACAGGUGGGUCUGAAACUGUCGUAAACAUUUUACAAUAUUGUGCAGAGAGCACCCUUCGCCAACCUGGCACCCUCCAUAUGUUCUGGGCUACCACUCCCAUUAGCCUCAGCUAAUGGGGCUAUUGAUGUGGGUCAGUGGCCUGCAGUGACAUUUUUCAUAGGGAACAGUUAGAUUCCUGUGUUGCAGGGGGUUGGACUAGAUGACCCUCAUGGCCCUUUCAGACUCUAUGAUUCUAAGUUCUAUGAGUCCCUGCAUAUACCUUGCAACCAGUAGUGUGGGGAUAACAAUACUGGUCAGCCUUACAGGGUUGUUGCACUAAUAAUAAUAAUAAUAAUUUUAUUGUUUAAACUUUGCUCAUCUGGCUGAGUUUCCCCAGCCGCUCUGGGUAGCUUGCAGCAUAUAUAAAAACACAGUAAACAUAAACUAGGCUAGUCCCACUAGUCCAAGGAGCGGAUGCCCCAUAUAUAAGUUGUAGUCCAAAACAUCUGCUGAGUAUCUGAUCGAUGGAGGCUGCACUCUGCUAUGAAAGUUAGAAGUGUGUGCAAGGGGUGGGGGGUUGAGACGAGUCUCCAUAGGCCCUACUCCAGAGCUUUCCAAACUUUUCAAGUUGGUGACACAUUUUUUGGACAUGCAUCAUUUCAUGACACAGUAAUUCAGUUUUACUAGCAAAUUGGAGGUUAAAUCAACCCAUUCCAGCCCCAAGAGGAGUGCAGGGGAGCAUUUGUGCGACAUUCCUACACACUGCAGGUGACACACGAACGUGUUGCGACACACAGUUUGGAAAACUCUGCCCUACUCCAUCUAAUCCAAGCUCCUUUGCAGGUAAUGUGGUUUGGGAAGGCCUCCCAGCUCACUUUCUGUUUCUGCAGGUGGUUAUGUCAGCUGAGGCCACGGCAGACCAGGUCCCACCCCUGGAGAAUUGUGCCCCGCUAGUCCCAAUCCAGCAGCGACGGGAUGGCGGCGGAGGGGUAGCCGGUGUAACCUUUGAUCUCAAACCCCUUAACCCCAGCAGCAAGUAUGUCAAGCUGAACGUGGGAGGGUCACUGCAUUACACCACAGUGCAAACCCUCACCAAGCAAGACACCAUGCUGAAGGCUAUGUUCAGUGGCAGGAUGGAGGUGCUCACAGAUAGUGAAGGUAAGUGUCCUGGCAUCACACAGUCUGUUUCCCCACUCAACCCUUCUCCCAAUCCAGGUUUCCUGCUCAGCUGAGAUUAUAUGAUAUAGUAAAAUAAAUAAAUUUUAAUACUUUUUGGACCAAAAGCCCCCAAAGCCAUGAACAGCACUACUGCAUAUUACAAAAGAAAUCUAUAGGAAAAGUGCAAAGCAUUAGAUCAAUCAAAGUGAUUUUUUAAAAUAGCAUGAAAAUUCAAUCAAGAAUAUAAAUUAUGUAAUAGGAACUAGUUACGAAUAAGUGUGGCACUUUGGAGGUGACAGAAAUCUGUCAUUCUGUAUGGCUUCUUUGCAGACACAAAGAAAUUGUCAGAACUACCUUACACCUGCUUCUGAUAGGAUGAACAGUGAACCCCGGGGGGGAAUUCAGGUUAAUAUUUUUAAAAGAUAUGAGCAGCUUUCUAAUCAAAGACAAUUUUUUGAUAACUUGGUAUCAAGGAUGUGUUACAUUUUGUUUGUGAGAUAAAAUAUCCUAAAUUUCCUCAAGGACCUAUCCUAAAUACCUUGAGGACCACCUCCUUCCAUAUGAACCUACCCAGACCCGGAGAGCAUCCUUUGAGGCCCUUCUUUGUGUGCCUCCUCCAUGAGAGGUCUGCAGGGUGGCAACACGAGAGCAGGCCUUUUCUGCAGUGGCUCCCCAUUUGUGAAAUCCUGUCCCCAGGGAGGUUCGCCUGUUGCCUUCAUUAUAUACCUUUAGGUGCCAGGCAGAAACGUUGCUUUUUAACCAGGCCUUUGGUUGACUGACAUUCAGUGUCCCUUUAAAAUAUGUAGGUGGGGUUAUUGGGUUGCUACUGCUUUUAUUUUGAUUAUGUAUUUUGUGUUUCCAUAUCAUGAUUUUAUCCUGUGAACUGCCCUGAAACCAGCGGGUAUAGGGCGGUAUACAAAUUAAAUAGAAAAUAACAUAAAAUAUUGUAGCUUCAUUAGCAAAAUUAUAUACAAAGACAGCAAUGUUUGGAUUUCCCUCUAAAUGUUUUAAAGUGUUCUCCAGAACAGAGCUACUUUUAAUUUUAUGUGCAAGAGAUCCUUCUCUCCUGGUCUCUGCUUCUGCCCCCCAAAGACCUUUUGUUCAGAGACUAAAAUUCUGUUCUUCCUUUCCAGGCUGGAUCUUGAUUGACCGAAGUGGGCGCCAUUUUGGAACCAUCCUGAACUACUUGCGCGAUGGCUCUGUCUCUCUCCCUGAAUCCCAGCGGGAGCUGGAGGAAGUGCUAUCUGAGGCCCGGUACUACUUGAUCCAAGGCUUGGUUGAGGACUGUCAGCUUGCCCUGCAGGUGAGCUGGUCACCUGCUGAGCAGUUAGGAGGCAGGCAGACUCCUCUGAGCCUCAAGCAGUUUGAAGGAACUGGGGAGACGAAGAGGUGAGUUAGCAAGGCCCACUUGCCUUAGCCUGAUUUGGACGACCUGCUACUUGGCCUCUCCCUCUCAGAACUGUCUCCCGCAGUGAUUGUUCCAUCUGGUGGUUGUAACCAUCAUGCAACAUUAUCUAAAAACUGAUUCCCCAAUCUGCAUAUUUUUCUUCUUCCUCCCCAUCCUUCCACCCUUAUUUUGUUACAUGUGUUAAAUAAACUGUAUGUCAUUUGUUUUAAUUUAUAAACUUCCAUGAGUGCACUGGUAAAAAGGCAGUACAUAAGUGUGGUAUGUUCGUAAUAUGUGGCAUCUUCUAGGGCUUCUAAUAAGGUUGUAAUAUAUGUGUAUGUAUCUUUUUCUGCCUAGCAAAAGAGUGAGGCCUAUGACCCCCUCUGCCAUAUCCCCAUGGUGACCUCUCCCAAGGAGGAGCAGCAGAUCAUCUCAAGCUGUUCCAAGGUAAAGAGGCUGUGAAGUCACAUAAGGCUCAAGUCCAAGAAGAUCAUGUAGAUUUGCGCCAUUUUAGACUGCUUGACUCAGAUGUCUUCUUGCUUGUUUAGGGCCAUGAGGUGAUACUCAUGAGUGCAGAUGGCAUCUGCCCCCAUUAGUGAAGUCCUAAGUUGCAAAGCUUCUUAGCCUUCUAGCUAAAAUCAAGCACUGCCUACUAUAAGAUGUACGUUGGAACUCCAGUCUCAUGACCCAUUCAAGUCAUGAAGACUUGCCAUGUGACACAGUUUAACACGUGGAAAUAUUUUAGCACCUUCCACAUUGUUGACACAGCAUAAAAUGGGUCUGAUGUGAACACACACAUACCAGAAGUUAGAACAUAUAUGAACAUUUCAUGAAAUCACUGUAGCUCGGCCAAUGGCAAAGGUGACAGUUUCUCUUAUGCAGGUUAAAAAGAUAGUUUCCACCAUAUUUAUCCUUCUUUUCCUCCUUUCUUAGCCUGUGGUAAAAUUGCUGCAUAACCGAAGUAAUAACAAGUAUUCAUAUACAAGGUAAGAUGCAACACACCCACCCAACUGCUGGAAUUGGGCGUAACUUGGUAUUGUUUCUUGACUCCCAUGUCGCCCAUUCUUGACUCCCACCUCCUGGCUAAUAGAGGUGUCUUAAGAGAGAUCACACCACCAUUUCUUCCUUUCCCUCCCCUCCAGUAACUCCGAUGACAACUUGCUGAAGAAUAUCGAACUGUUUGACAAGCUGGCUCUGCGGUUCAAUGGCCGAGUACUCUUCAUCAAAGAUGUUCUUGGGGAUGAAAUCUGCUGCUGGUCGUUUUAUGGGCAGGGCCGCAAGAUUGCCGAAGUCUGCUGCACCUCCAUUGUAUAUGCCACCGAGAAGAAGCAGACCAAGGUAAUGUGCAGACCCCUGAGCUUCAGAUAGGAGCUUUCCCCUUCAGGAUAAAUUGUACUUGCUCUCCAAUAUGUCUGAUCUUGCUCCUUCCCUCCCUCCCUCCAUGGUGUCUGCCCGAAAAUGGCUACUGCCAACCAGCAAAGCAGAAACAAACAAGGAAGUAAGGAAGUUGGCUGUUUGGAUAAGUGAAUGUCCUUUAUGUGCUGAUAAGUGAAUUUUGGGAUAGCAAGCAUGUGGAUCGCAGAACCUGUGUGUACUGCUUUUCAGGCAAACAUCACAUAUUUUCUUUGAAAAAACAAUAUAAAUUAAAACUAUAUCAUAAAGCAAUAAAGAGAGAGCCACAGGGAAGAAAACUUUUCGAAAGCAAGGCGUCUCCUUCCUUCAGGGCAUGGUGGUCCUUAGGUAGCCCUCUGGUGGCAUUUGGGGGAGGGAGUGGAGGGAGUGGUCCCAUACAUGGGAGAACAGAACCUGAGGGGAGGAAGAGGUUUUCCCCUAGGCCACUCAAAUGACUCUUUAGAUAAACUGCUACUUCAGGUCAACUCUCCCAGUUCCAUUUCUUCCCACCUAGCAAAACUGCAGCCCUGCUUACGUUUUUAUGCAUCAAGGAGUUCAGAGCAGCUGUUGAGUUUUAGCCUUGCACUAUGUGAGUUAAGUUAAACUGGAAAAAACUGUAAAGCUCAAGUUCACCAAGCAAGGAUUUGAACCCAGGAUUCCAUAUUGAAACCAAACACUUGCACCACACUGUGGACAGAACUGGUGUUGCUCAGUAUGCUCUUGCUUUGCUGCCCCCAUGUGCACAGGUGGAGUUCCCAGAGGCACGGAUCUUUGAGGAAACCCUGAACAUCCUGAUCUACGAGACGCCGCGAGUGCCAGACAAGGCCCUCCUGGAGGCAACAGGUGGGGUGGCAGGUGGGGGUGGAGGCCCCCUCCGUGCAGGUGACGACGAAGAUGGGCGGGAGCACCGUGUCCGGCGCAUACAUGUCCGUAGGCACAUCAUGCAUGAUGAACGUCCUCACGGCCACCAAGCUGUUUUCAAAGACUGAUCCCGCCUCGCUCGCAAUGUCCUCAUUACUCCAUCCAUUUAGUGCCAAAGGAGGACCUGUUUUCUCCUUUUGAUCUUUCACCUCAAGGUCUUCUCAUUGAUGUUUGCAUCCUUUUCUAACCUCUCUCUCCCUCUGGGCUGCUUUUCUGCCCUCUUGCUAUCCCUUGACUUUAUUAAGCCCUCCUUUUUAUUGUGACAAUUGACCUCUUGGUCUGCCCCUUCAUUUUACUGGCAUGCUCUUUCCAGCUGUUAAUUUCCCCUAAUGCUUCAGUCUUAAACACCCAACUUCCCACUUCCCCUCACCACCUCACCUGUCUCAUAAUCUGCAAGACACCACUGAAACCUGGUUUGUGGUCCUUUAUUCAAAACCUCUUGACCCUGAACCUUUCCAACCUGAGACCGACUGACUCUUAACUGUCCUCUAAAUUAGGCUCCAUGGAACAACAACAUUAUAACAGAGAGAGCUAUAUGUGAGCAAAGCAUAUGAAUCAGGGGAGCCUACAUUCCAUCUCAGCUUAAUACUGGGCCUCUGGUGACUUCCAUUUUGUAACACUGUUAUUGGCCUCUUUCAAAGUUCACAGACGAGGUGCUACCUAGACAGGGGUGUGUCAGUUCUUACAUAAUUACCAAUUUUGAUCUCUCCAUUCUGGGGUCUUCUGCCCUUUGCUUUAUGGUACAUAGUUGUUUUUUUAUUGGGUCAACCCCCAACCCACCCUUGGUUUCUCUUCACCUACUUUUAACUUCUCUGUUGAAGAAACUGCCUGAAUUUAAGAGAAGGCAUAAAUUGUUCAGACAAAAACGGGCUACACUCAGUUUAUAAUUUUUGAUAAUGGCAUUGACAUAACCGGGAUUAUACAACAUAUUUAUUAGUGUCUUUUUUCUGGAAUAAUUUCGACUACAUUUAGCCUCCUGUGAGCAAAGGAGAUUAAAUCCAGUGUCAAUCAGCCACUUAAAAAAUUCAUGCAUCCAAACUUGGCACCUUUAACCUUUGCAUUAGAGCAGGAGGUAACAGUCGUGAAAUUGGUUCGUAUUACUUAUUGUCCUUCUGGGAAAGAUGUCAGAUAACAGCUGCUAUUUUAAAUUUUUUUGUCUGGGUCAAAAACACAGUUUGACUGUCUCCUUAAGUGUUGUGUGUCCUGGACCCUGAUUCCAUCCAAACUAUUCUGUCCCACUUACCGGUACGACUUAUAUCAAAAUAUGUUAGAUGCUUCAAUCCCACACUUCAUAGGCAUCUACACACCAUUACAAAACAGCGGAACAUGGUCAAGUGACUCUCUUCAGACAUAGAUCUGUGUAGGUACAGAAGUCUUACUUCUUCCUGCAGAGUUUGAGCACUUGCACUCUGCCCCUGGAAUGCCUUCACCCCCUUGUUUUCCAUAAGGUUGGGCGGAGGGGGAAUCAGGGGUCCUCCAGAAUACAUUGGCUUGCCAACUCCCAUCAGCCCCAGCCAGCAUAGCCAGUGAUCAGGUUUGAUGGAAGUUUUAGUCCAUCCAUAACUGGAGGGCCACCAUUUCCCCAUCCUGCCACAGGGAUGUCGCUUCAUACAAACUUCAGCAAAGUGUAAUAUGGGACAUUUCAACAGCCCUUUCAGUCAACUGUCUCAUGGAACAGGGUUUGGAUAUUAAUGGUGGUGGAUGGAGAGGGAGGGUGAAAUUGCAUUCUGUAAAUGCAAUCUGGUGCAGGUAACUUUACUGGAGAGAAGGUAUUAUUUUCCUCCAUUCUUCUUUUCCCAUCUCUAUAUCCUCCCCUCCCUGGAGGAGGUAACUUUCUUGAAUUAAUUAUUGUAAUUUUUUGUAUUUGCAUAAUUUAUUUUAAAAUUUUUUUUUUCUAUUAAAUUAUUGUAAUAAAGGUACCUGCUUAAAAAUG